UGGCAGUGCAAGAAUUAAAAAAUCUCCGAAGCAUUCGUUUUUACGGCCACAAAACAAGCCCUUUCUCUCUCUCUCUCCAAACAAAGGGUUACAACUUUUUGCCGUUUCUUCUAUUUGCCGAUAUAAAAAUGUCGAGUUUUAGAUUGUUACAUUUGGUUAAUGUUAGGAACGAUGUCGUUUUAACGAAGUUAUGGAGUCAAGAUUUGAGCUUUUUAAAAAAUGGUAGUGAAAGAUUCGUUUUUUCAGUGAAGAAGAAACAAAGGCUGGUAAUUUUAAGCUUGUCUCAACCACCAGAGGUAGAGCCUCAAUCUGGUGCGGCAGCGAGUAUAGUAACUAAGGAAAGUAGUGAAAGUAAUAUUGGAAAAGAAGACGUUAGGAUUUUGGGGAGUGAUCAUGAGGAAGCGAAAAUCGAUGACGGAAAUAGUGGGGGGUUUUUUGAUGGAAAUGGUAAGUUUAAUAAUGGUGGUGGUGGAGGCGCUGACGGCGAUGGUGAAAAGGGUGAUCCGGAAGAGGAGGAGUUUGGACCAAUUAUGACAUUUGAGGAGGUUAUGAAGGAGACAGAGGCUAGAGGGGCUACUCUCCCUUCUGAUAUGUUGGAGGCAGCAAAAAGUGUUGGGAUUCGUAAAUUGCUUCUCCUUAGAUAUUUGGAUUUGCAGGGAUCAAGUUGGCCUCUAGGAUUUGCAAUGAGGUCAUGGGGAAUGCUUCGGAACCGGAUGUUGGCUGACCCAUCUUUUCUUUUUAAAAUUGGAACAGAGAUAGUUAUUGAUUCUUGUUGUGCUACCCUUGCGGAAGUUCAAAAGAGAGGCAAGGACUUCUGGGCAGAAUUUGAGUUGUAUGUUGCUGAUCUUUUGGUUGGAGUGGUGGUGAACAUUGCUUUAGUUGGUAUGUUGGCUCCAUAUGCACGUAUUGGGCAACCAUCUAUAUCAAAAGGGUACCUUGGGCGCAUGCAACGUGCUUAUGGAGCUCUCCCUAGCAGUGUGUUCGAAGCUGAAAGGCCAGGUUGUAGAUUUACAGUGAAACAGAGAAUUGCUACAUACUUUUAUAAGGGAGUCCUGUAUGCGUCAGUUGGGUUUGCAUGUGGUAUUAUAGGCCAAGGAAUUGCAAAUUUGAUAAUGACCGCCAAGAGAAGCAUGAAGAAGUCAAAAGAGGACAUACCUGUGCCACCUCUUCUGAAGAGUGCAGCUCUCUGGGGCGUUUUCCUUGCAGUUUCUUCUAAUACUCGUUAUCAGAUCAUUAAUGGAUUGGAACAGUUGGUGGAGGCAUCACCUUUGGCCAAGCAGGUUCCACCUGUUGCGAUGGCUUUCACUGUUGGAGUGCGAUUUGCCAACAACAUUUAUGGUGGGAUGCAGUUUGUGGACUGGGCCAGAUGGAGUGGAGUGCAAUAAUUGCACAUGUUCUUCAUAUAUUUAGUUAGAAAAUAGCCUUCCCUAACCAUUCUAUUUGGGGUAGAGUUACAAAUUUCAAUAAUCUUGAGUUUUGGAUGUUAAACAUCAAUGUCAUAGCCAUCAAAGAAGGCGGACAGCUAUCGCCCUUUGUAUCUUUCCUGCCAGGGGAUGUAUUUAAUCUUGGUCAUUACUUGGGAAGUUAAUCUUUUCAAAAAUAUUGAACUCAA
This is a messenger RNA of Durio zibethinus, 1612 nucleotides long. RefSeq names its product protein RETICULATA, chloroplastic-like. The record is from RefSeq and is a predicted model, not a curated record. Gene Ontology annotation, cellular component: chloroplast inner membrane. Gene Ontology annotation, biological process: plant organ development. NCBI's taxonomy places the organism in Eukaryota, Viridiplantae, Streptophyta, Magnoliopsida, Malvales, Malvaceae.